Messenger RNA from Ramularia collo-cygni, 969 nucleotides. Its product is annotated as related to nuclear transcription factor Y subunit C-4. Gene Ontology annotation, cellular component: CCAAT-binding factor complex; nucleus. Lineage: Eukaryota; Fungi; Ascomycota; Dothideomycetes; Mycosphaerellales; Mycosphaerellaceae. Gene Ontology annotation, molecular function: protein heterodimerization activity; DNA-binding transcription activator activity, RNA polymerase II-specific; DNA binding. Gene Ontology annotation, biological process: regulation of DNA-templated transcription. The record is from RefSeq and is a predicted model, not a curated record. The transcript is spliced from 3 exons. The coding region runs from base 1 to 969 and encodes 322 amino acids.
AUGCAAGCUCCUCCAUACGGCAUGCAGCCUCAGCAGCCACCUCCAGUCGCCGCGCCCAAGCGUUACGACGGCAAGAAUGGAACACCCAUGUACGAUCAAAAUCACGGAGGACACUAUGGAGCAAGCGCAGGCAUUGCUGCCAGUGGACACGCGCCGCCGCCAGAGACGUUCACUGGCCACUGGCAAAAUGUGUCGCAAGGAUUGAAUGGACAGUACAGGGACAUUCUCAACACAUACUGGCAAAACCAAGUGACGAAGCUGGAAACCGAAGAACACGACUAUAAGCUACAUCAACUACCCUUGGCCCGGAUAAAGAAGGUCAUGAAGGCGGAUCCUGAAGUCAAGAUGAUCAGCGCGGAAGCCCCGAUUCUGUUCGCCAAGGGUUGCGACAUUUUCAUCACCGAACUUACCAUGCGUGCUUGGAUCCACGCGGAGGAGAACAAGAGACGGACUCUGCAGCGGAGCGACAUCGCAUCUGCCCUCGCUAAGAGCGACAUGUUUGAUUUCCUGAUUGACAUUGUUCCCCGCGAGGAUGCCACUCCCCAGCACAAACGGCGACCAGAGUUUGCGGCGCAGGGCACAUAUGCUCUUCCAGAGACUGCACAAAGCGGCCAUGGGGGCGCUGGGAUGCCCCCAGAGCAGGCGCAGAUGGGCGGUCCCCAAGACUUUGGUGGCGCGGAUCAACAGCACAUGCCACAGCAGCAAUAUCAGCAGCAGAUGGGUUCAUAUCCUCCGCCUCAACCCCCUCAGCAGUAUGGAGGCCAGAAUAUGUUUGAUCCCAACAUCUAUGGAUCCCAGCCUCCUGGAUAUUCAAUGGGUCAGAUGCAGGGAAUGUCACAACAGGCGAUGUACCAACCGUCCCAGCCUCCCCAGCAUGCACAGAUGACGCAGCCAUACCGUUCAGAACAGCAGAGCGGUGUUGACGAUCAAGAUGCCGACAACGAGCAGGACUUUGGAGCCAACGGUUAG